This is a messenger RNA of Scleropages formosus (Asian bonytongue), 4730 nucleotides long. It is a transcript of the gene zbtb20, whose product is annotated as zinc finger and BTB domain containing 20. Lineage: Eukaryota; Metazoa; Chordata; Actinopteri; Osteoglossiformes; Osteoglossidae. Gene Ontology annotation, molecular function: DNA-binding transcription factor activity, RNA polymerase II-specific; RNA polymerase II cis-regulatory region sequence-specific DNA binding; protein binding. The coding region runs from base 1225 to 3399 and encodes 724 amino acids. Gene Ontology annotation, biological process: regulation of transcription by RNA polymerase II. The transcript has 9 exons. The record is from RefSeq and is a predicted model, not a curated record.
GAAACUAGAUACCGUCGCGCUCCAUGUUGGAUCAAGUCGCGCCACUUACGGGCCACAAACACGUUCUUGCGCGGAGCCGCAAUGGCGUUAGUUUCACCGGGGUUUAGCGCUCUGAAAUGUGGGCUUGCGACGUAACGAUUGGGUCAUUGUAACGUUGAACGAUUUAUUCCCCGACCUACGCGCUUGAAGACAUCGUUUUCUGUUCCAAUCGCGGACGAAAAGGCGUGCCUGUCCAAAAUCUUCCACAAAUAGUGAAAAACGGGCGGGAACUGGAUGUACUGGCCGAGGUCUCUUGCGUAGGUAGGCUGCAGCGUGUGUUUAUUGAUGAGAUGAAAGAAGAUGGAAGUGAGAAAUGAAACAAAGUAGGGAAAAAUAUUAAAAACUCAAGCCCUUGCCGGGGGGAAAAAAAGCGGAGAAAGCAGCGAAGAGCGAGCAGCACAAGGGCAGGAGAACAAGUUUAAAAUAAAAGUGCACGUGAAGUGAGAUUUCUGUCUUGUGACUACAGCUGAGACCUCAACAUAAGGAAUUAGAGCUCCAUUCAAUGUUUCUGCUGGACAUCAACAUUUAGAAAAUGUCUUGACGUUUGGGGUCCAAAAAAUUAAAAAUAUUGCAGACAGACGUGGGAAAAACAGAGGUAAUAGAAUUUUGAAAAGAUUGUUGGAUUUUGGAAAGACGACAUGAAUCCAGCAAAUUCAACAUGGAAAUCCAACAUGGGAUAUUUGUUCCCUGCACAAGCAAAAAUUUAGCAACCAAAGAUGCAAGAAUCAAAUUAAUGGAAAUAUGAGAUCACUACAUAAAAGAGAACUAGGUAAAGGCUUGGGGGAGAAGAAGCCCAAAUAUUUUGAAAUGUUGAGAGGCAUGGGGAAGGACAACUUUGUAUUUAGUAUAACGCUGUAGAAGAAAAGAAAUGCAUAGUAUUUUGCUUUUAAUCAAUAAGGAUAAUUUGGUGGAAAAUACGAAGAGGAGCCAAACUGAGGAGAGCACACAAAAAGGGCUUGUGCAAAAAAACAGUAUCUUAAGAGAAAAAAUAAUGGCUUUUGGAGAAGGAAGGUGCCACUCUUAGACAAAUGUUGAGCCUAUGCAAAGAUAUAGUGGAGGCUCUUGAGAAACUGCUGCUUGAGCUUAAGAACACGCAGCCUAUGAGGGAACAGUGCUCAGGAGUAUCAGCAGUAAAAAGCAGCAAUGAGCAGUGACCUUAUGCAUGAACUCUGAACAACAACAUCUAUGGCAUCCAGAAAUGCAGUUGGAGGCACUGCCUCAAGAGGUGGUGAGUCAAUGCCGCAAGAUCUGCCACAAGAGGAUGUAACUUCCAUUAUUAGUGAUAUUAGUUGCAAGGGGAUGACCGAGCGCAUUCACAACAUCAACCUCUACAACUUCAGUAAUUCUAUACUCGAAACCCUCAAUGAACAGCGAAACCGCGGGCACUUCUGUGACGUGACUGUUCGGAUCCAUGGAAGCAUGCUGCGAGCCCACCGUUGUGUACUUGCUGCCGGGAGCCCCUUCUUCCAGGACAAGCUGCUCCUGGGCUACAGCGACAUAGAGAUUCCCUCUGUGGUCUCAGUGAAGUCCAUCCAGAAGCUGAUAGACUUCAUGUACAGUGGGGUGUUGCGAGUCUCCCAGUCGGAAGCCUUACAGAUUCUCACAGCAGCCAGCAUCCUCCAGAUAAAAAAUGUCAUUGACGAGUGCACUCGCAUAGUCUCGCAGAAUGUGGGCUUGAGCGGGACCGGCGGCUUCCCUUUCAUUACGGGAGACUCGGGACAAGAGACGCCGAGAGACACCCCAGAGUCAGGAAGUUCGGGCCCAAGCAGUGACACGGAGAUGGGUUACAUGCAGCCUUCGUCACAGCAGAGUUUGGAGCGCGUUUACACGUCGCUGUACUCCUGCUCCAGCGUCUCGCUGCAGAACGGGACUCGGGAGCGCUCGUACUUCGGAGGGUCCAUCGUGGGCAGCUACGACUCCGCCCUGUUCAUACAGAAAGACCAGAAUGGACAAGACCCCGCCUGGGUCACUCGUAUUCAUGACAGGACACAGCAAAUGGAACAUUUCCUCUCCAACCCAGAGACCACCCACUGCCGCAAACAGUCCCGACCCGGGCGCCUUAAGACCGACAACAUGCACAUAAAACAGGAAGCCGAGGAUGAUUAUGGCUGCUUUGGACAGGAGCGAGAGAUGGAGGAGAACGCGGAAGACAUCGAUCAAACCGAAGAUGCUGAAAGUGAGCCCAAGGGUGAGAGUUUUGACUCCGGCGUGAGUUCGUCCAUCGGCACAGAGCCCGACACCAUGGAGCAGCAGUUCCUGACGGGCUUCGGAAGGGAGGGGAGCGGAGACAUGGUGCAAGGGGAAGGGCCUCCGCUGCAAAUAGAAGUGACUGAUUCUUCCCCCGAGCAAACAAACGAUUCUGAUGACAGAGGCGUGUGUCAAAAUCCGAGCGAACUGGGAAUACCCGCAGCAAACCCCGUCAUAUCGCAAACGCUGCCCAAUUCUCAAGUUUAUCUCCACCAACCUGAUAACCUUACCAGCAACCUGCGAAUGCCUCUCACCUUGACCAGCAACACCCAGGUUAUGGGCACUGCCGGGAAUACCUUCCUGCCUACUCUCUUCGCCACACAGUCAGCUGGAAGCAACAAGCCCUUUCUUUUCAGCCUGCCCCAGUCUGUGGGAGGCCAGCAACCCCAGUUUGUAGCAGUGCCUCCUUCUAAUAUGCCCCCCUUUGCCAACCAACUGCCGACCCAGCAGCCAUCAACACAGCAACAAGUGGGCGGAGGAAUGGGACAGGGUGAGAAGAAGCCCUACGAGUGCACUCUCUGCAGCAAAACUUUCACUGCCAAGCAGAACUACGUAAAACACAUGUUUGUGCACACUGGUGAGAAACCGCACCAGUGUAGCAUCUGUUGGCGCUCUUUUUCCCUGAAGGACUACCUAAUAAAACACAUGGUGACACAUACAGGCGUGCGUGCCUAUCAGUGCAGCAUCUGCAACAAGCGCUUUACCCAGAAGAGCUCUCUCAAUGUGCACAUGCGCCUGCACCGUGGUGAGAAGUCCUAUGAGUGUUAUGUCUGCAAGAAGAAGUUCUCCCAUAAAACGCUACUGGAGAGACACAUGGCACUGCACAGCACAGGCGGGAGUGGAAUCGCAGGUGUCGCUGGGACAGGGGCUCCUGUCUCCAUCCCAGUGCCCAUGGCUGUGUCUGAACCUGGUGCCGUAGCAGUGACCCUGACCAUGCCUGUGAGUGGAGGAGCUGGAGUUGGUGGUGGGGCAGGGGUCAGUGCAGGCAUGGGUAUGGCAGUUGAAGCUGGCUGUCAGGAGGGGACCACUAACAUGUGUUCCAUAUGCCCUGCCAAGUUUGACCAAAUUGAACACUUCAAUGACCACAUGCGUCUGCAUGUAUCAGAUGGAUAAGUACAAAGCAAAGACAACUUUAAAAAAAAAAGGCACUAGAUUUUUCUUAUUUUGGGGUAUGAAAAAUAACAAGUAUAGACACUGGCACAUUGUGUUUUCCAGAUGAGACAAAAUGCUUUUUUUGGUACUCUUUAGAAAAAAAAAAAAAAAAAGAUGGUGGCCUUAAGGCUAUGUAGUUUGAUUUUGGUCCACUGGUUGGAUCCUUACUACAGGCCUCUAAAUGUAUUCUUUUCACUAAAACUGAUUUCUGUGUUGAACACUACCAAAAGGCCUACUAUCUCUAAAAAACACAAUCAUACACUUAUUAACAUAUAAAAGCACACAUAAACAUACAGAAACACCAGUGAAAUGUUGCAAAUAUAGACAUGUUCCCAUAUAGACCAUUAUGGGCACUCUGAGUCCAAGCGUACUGUGGUAUAUAGGCUCCUUUAAAAAAAAAAAACUGAAAGUACCUGGCUUGUACUUUAAUUUAAGUUUAAAAGUAAUGAUGGUCACAAGUUUGCCUUUUGUAUAGAAUGAGGGAAGUAGAGUUAUCCGUAUGACACUGGGUUAUUAUUUAUUAUAAUAGUAUUGAGGGAUUUAAAUGCAGCUGUCAUUAUAUACAAGUAAAUUUUCAUAAUUGUACUAAAGUGUAACUUCCUUUACAGUAAGUGAGUAAUGGAGUGAUAGUUUGUUUUCAUUUUGAUGGUUCAGGGAAAGUCUUCAAAAUAGCAGUUUAUUAAUAUCAGAGCAAAAAUGAAAUAUUAAUUUUUUGCAUACACUGCCACUGAUAGCUUAAAAGACUGUUAAGGCUAUAUGACCUCUUCCACUUAGAAAAUGUGAGUUCGGAAAGAGAAGUGUUUUUAAUAUUUUUUUUUUUUUUUUUUUUUUUGGUUUCUUAUGUUUUUUUUCCUCGAAGGAUUGCAGCAUUAGACUAAUGUGUGCUGCCUAUUGUUGUCUUCAUUUUUAUAGCUGCACCUUUACUGCAUUAAUAACAUGCUUCAGACUGUUAUCACCUGCUGUUUCCAAAAACAGUCGCAAUUGGCAGAUUAUCAAAAGGUCCAUCAAGAAUGAAGGUAACAGCAGUGGUUUGGAUCACAUUAAAAAUAAUUUUGUCCAUUGUCAUAAAUAACCACCUUCAGCUGUGUCCCUUAAACCCUUUCUGUAUGUCCUGUUAGCAACUCCGUGACUCGGCUGUUUGGCCAGGAGGUUAAGACUAAAAUGCACUACUUACGACAUAUUGGCCCCUCCUGGUGAAUUAAAGAGUCAGCUUUUACUUACAGGAAAUAAUAGAAUUGGAAAAAAGAAAUAAAAAAGGUCACCUGUCAUCUGCUUCUUUUUGUAAUUAUUAA